CUUAUAGGCUCAGAGAGUCUGGGUCUUCCCUGAGGAUAUCAGGUGCAGUGUAAGCUACAGAUACCUGCUCAGCUGGACAAGACUUUAAUCAUGGAGAGAAAGCUCCUAAAGAAGGAAAUUCAAAAGCUCCUGGGAGAUUAUAUUGGCAUCAGACUUCGGGAAAAUGAAUUUGACCCAAAAGGAAGAAGGCAACUCACCUUUCUAGAUGAUAUGGCACACUAUGAUUUGGCCAUCAAUGUCGCUUUGCAAUGGCUGGAUCACUCAGAAGACUUAACUUGGCUCGAGUGGGAAAAAGUGAAAAUGCCAUUUCAUGACAGACCUGUAUAUCCAAACCGGAAAGAAAGAGAAGCAAUGAUUUUAUCAUCUUAUGCUGGAAUCCUAAUGAACAGUAUCCCAAUUGAGGAAGUCUUUAAAAUGUACGGAGCUGAUUUUUCUACCAAUUCUAGGGCUACAAAGGUUCCCCGAGCUCCACCUCUCCGCCUCUCCCUGCAUCCCUUUGCCAUGUUAACAGCGCCCCACGCAGCAGAAUACGCCCGCAAACAGAGUGUCAAGUUAAGAAGGGGAGCGACAAAUAAAAAUGCCACCAGCCGCUCUGCAAGGGAAGCGAAUGCCACAGCAUGGAAAUCAUCAAAAAAUGUACCGUUGGACACCCAGCCAAGGAACAAAGUCACUUAGAAACUUGGAACUGCACCAUGGAAGUUCAUAAUAAAGCCUCUGGGAGAGGAAAAGAAACAUCCUAACACUGCAACUCUUGCCAGCACAUUUUUCUUCAUAGUCAGCUUGUGGUACAAAACUUAUUAAAGUGUUACUUUGGAUGUUGGGCUUUCUUCUCUUAGAAUCCCAUUGUGUGGCUAUAUUGUGUUGUUGUUGUUGUUAAGUGUAUAUCCUAUGCUGCUUUAUUGUAACCGGAAGACUGCUGGUUGGAGAAUUUUGAGACUAUGUAGUAUUUCUGUGUCAGAGCAGACUGGCUCUGCAGCACAUUUCACAAAUGUUUAGCACUGAAUACUGCAGAGUGGAGGACUUGGAGGUAGUUUCCCGAAGUUUCGAUCUGAAAUAAAAUGAAUCUGUCAUCCAUUGCCCUUCCUAUGUUCUCACAUGGAAAAUUUAAAAUCAUUUCAAUAAAGCAUUAAAGGAAACAUGAGCACAGGCUUUCUUUCAGGAGAUAUAAGGACUCUUAGGAAAAUGAAAAUGUGCUAGUCUUUCAGCACUUUCCAAAAUGCUGAUUAGGCAGGUGGUUUGGCUGUAAAUAUACACAG
Lontra canadensis (Northern American river otter) is the source of this 1256-nucleotide messenger RNA. It is a transcript of the gene CUNH2orf80, whose product is annotated as chromosome unknown C2orf80 homolog. Bases 91 to 675 code for a protein of 194 amino acids. The record is from RefSeq and is a predicted model, not a curated record. The transcript has 8 exons. NCBI's taxonomy places the organism in Eukaryota, Metazoa, Chordata, Mammalia, Carnivora, Mustelidae.